Pocillopora damicornis (cauliflower coral) is the source of this 441-nucleotide messenger RNA. RefSeq names its product putative aminopeptidase W07G4.4. Gene Ontology annotation, biological process: proteolysis. Gene Ontology annotation, molecular function: manganese ion binding; metalloaminopeptidase activity. The record is from RefSeq and is a predicted model, not a curated record. Gene Ontology annotation, cellular component: cytoplasm. NCBI's taxonomy places the organism in Eukaryota, Metazoa, Cnidaria, Anthozoa, Scleractinia, Pocilloporidae.
AUGUCCGGAAACUAUCCGAACUUACCAUAUGGUGAAAGGCUUCCAUGUCCAGUUUUUCCUGUCAAUGGUCCUAAGCAAGGUACAUUUGAUUACUAUGUGCUUGUGUGUGAAGAUCUUGAUUGGAGUAUCCCCGCAUGGGAUUUCCUGAAGACUCCUAUUUUGGAGGCUGCAAAGGUGGAUAAAGCUGUUGGAGUUGAGACCUUGGUGUUUUUCUGUGACCAAGACUUGCCAAUGGUAUAUGCCCCGACAGGCCCUGUUAAUAGGGACUACGAUGAUGUGAGACGAUACUAUGAUGCAGCAAUGAAUGGAAUGAAAAGGGCUCUUAAGGGCGGAAGCAGAUGCCCACUCCUGGUGACCAUUUCAAAAGACACAUUCCCAAAUUCAUGGUCUGUGUCACUUCUUGGAGCUCUUCAUGCACUCUAUGUGGUAAGAAUCACUUAG